Molecule: messenger RNA, 2847 nt
Organism: Oldenlandia corymbosa var. corymbosa
Lineage: Eukaryota; Viridiplantae; Streptophyta; Magnoliopsida; Gentianales; Rubiaceae
Source: the annotation of a GenBank genome assembly
AUGUGGAAUUCGGCGGAGAAUCUGUCAGUCCGGUCCUCGUCGUUCAGGUCGGACGACGAAGAUGAGGAGGCGCUCCGGUGGGCAGCGCUGGAGCGUCUGCCGACGUUCAAUCGAGUGAGGAAGGGCAUUUUCCGGAAUAUCGUCGGGGAUACGAUGGAGAUCGACGUGGAUAAGCUUCAAGUUCAGGAGAGGAAGGUUGUGUUAGAUCGGCUGGUCAAUUCUGUUGAUGAUGACUGGGAGAAGUUCUUCAAUCGCAUGCGCCGCCGUUUUGAUAGAGUUGAUCUGGAAUUUCCAAAGAUUGAAGUAAGAUUUCAGCACUUGAGAGUCGAAUCUUUCGUUCACGUUGGCAGCAGAGCAUUGCCCACAAUUCCAAAUUUCAUCUUUAACAUGACAGAGGCUCUCUUGAGGAAUUUGAGGAUAUAUAAGGGCAACAGAUUAAAGUUAAAGAUUUUAGACGAUCUCAGUGGGAUAAUUAGACCUUCCAGAUUAACACUUCUCUUGGGACCUCCAUGUUCUGGAAAGACUACUCUGCUUCAGGCCCUUGCUGGGCUAAUAAAGUCUGAUUUACAGAUGUCAGGGAAAAUCACUUACAAUGGACAUGGUAUGAAAGAGUUUGUUCCGCAAAGAACAGCUGCUUACAUUAGUCAACAAGAUUGGCACGUUGCAGAAAUGACUGUAAGAGAAACUCUUGACUUCUCUGCUCGUUGUCAAGGUGUUGGAUCAAAAUAUGAAAUGCUUUUGGAACUUGCAAGAAGAGAAAAAAUAGCUGGAGUGAAACCUGAUGAAGAUCUCGAUAUAUUUAUGAAGGCAUUAGCCCUGGAGGGGAAGGAGACUGGCCUUGUCGUGGAGUUCAUCUUAAAGAUUCUAGGGUUGGAUAUGUGUGCGGAAACCCUGGUGGGAGACGAAAUGCUCAAAGGAAUAUCUGGCGGCCAAAAGAAGCGGCUGACAACAGGUGAGCUAUUAGUUGGGCCAUCAAGAGUUCUAUUCAUGGAUGAGAUAUCAAAUGGACUUGAUAGUUCAACUACUUAUCAAAUUAUCAAGUACCUUCGGCAUUCAACGCAUGCACUUGAUGGUACCACCGUAAUUUCUCUACUUCAACCAGCCCCGGAGACUUAUGAGUUAUUUGAUGAUAUAAUUCUCUUGGCUGAGGGGCACAUUGUAUACCAAGGGCCCCGUGAAGGUGCUGUUAACUUCUUUGCAUCAAUGGGCUUUAAUUGUCCCGAGCGAAAGAAUGUUGCUGAUUUCCUUCAAGAAGUUGUUUCAGAGAAAGACCAGGGGCAGUACUGGUCUGCUCAUGAUCGUCCUUACAGGUACAUCCCAGUCACAAAGUUUGCUGAAUCAUUUCGUGCAUAUCGAAUAGGGAAGAGCUUAUACGAGGAGCUGGAAGUCCCGUUUGAUAGACGCUAUAAUCAUCCAGCAGCGUUGUCAACUUCCAAGUUUGGGGUCAAGCAGAAGGAACUCCUUAAAACCAACUUUGAUUGGCAAUUGCUAUUAAUGAAGAGGAACUCGUUCAUCUAUGUCUUCAAAUUUAUACAGCUGCUUUUUGUUGCUUUAAUCACCAUGAGUGUAUUUUUCCGGACUAGACUUCACCAUGAUACAAUUGAUGACGGAGGUCUCUAUCUGGGAGAACUGUACUUUGCCAUGGUUAUCAUACUUUUUAAUGGAUUUACCGAGGUUUCAAUGCUUGUUGCCAAGCUCCCAGUGCUUUACAAACAUAGGGACUUGCACUUCUACCCAGCAUGGGCCUAUACACUUCCUUCUUGGCUCUUGAGUAUUCCAACUUCACUAAUUGAGUCUGGAUUUUGGGUGGCAGUUACUUACUAUGUUGUUGGUUUUGACCCAAACAUUACCAGAUUCCUUAGGCAAUUCUUGUUAUUCUUCUUUCUGCAUCAGAUGUCUCUAUCACUCUUCAAGCUAAUAGGUUCCUUGGGACGAAAUAUGAUUGUUGCAAACACUUUUGGAUCUUUUGCUAUGCUCAUUGUCAUGGCUCUCGGAGGAUAUGUCAUUUCUAGAGACAGUAUUCCAAGAUGGUGGAUUUGGGGAUUUUGGAUUUCUCCUCUUAUGUAUGCUCAAAAUGGUGCUUCGGUUAACGAGUUCCUUGGGCAUUCCUGGGAUAAGAGUGCUGGUAGUAAUUCAACAUUGCCAUUGGGUACGGCAGUGCUUGAGGCUCGUAGUCUCUUCCCCCAGAAGUAUUGGUAUUGGAUUGGUGUAGGCGGCUUGCUCGGUUUUACUGCAUUGUUUAAUCUCUUAUUCACUGUCUUCCUUGCAUUCCUUAACCCAUUGGGAAAGCCACAAGCCGUUGUUUCUGAAGAGGAAAUUCAACAGAAAGAGAUCACUACAAAAGGAGAUCCUGUUAUUACUCGCCUAAGAGAUUAUCUGCAGUUUUCAGGCUCCCUUGCUAGAAAAAGCUUUAAAACCAAAGGCAUGGUUUUACCCUUUCAGCCGCUUUCGAUGUCUUUCAGUAAUAUCAAUUACUACGUUGAUGUACCACUAGAAUUGAAGCAGCAAGGGAUAUUAGAAGACAGAUUGCAGUUGUUAGUUGGAAUUACAGGAGCAUUUAGACCUGGUAUACUUACUGCAUUGGUUGGAGUAAGUGGCGCUGGAAAAACUACUCUUAUGGACGUUCUUGCUGGUCGAAAAACUGGUGGAACCAUAGAAGGAAGCAUCCAUAUAUCUGGUUAUCCGAAGAAGCAGGAAACAUUUGCUAGAAUAUCUGGCUACUGUGAGCAGAACGAUAUCCAUUCUCCUUGCUUAACUGUUCUUGAAUCACUCCUUUUCUCUGCCUGGUUGCGCCUGUCUGCAGAUGUUGACAUGGAAACACAAAAGGUAACACACAGCUUUCGAUAA